Folsomia candida is the source of this 3620-nucleotide messenger RNA. RefSeq lists its product as uncharacterized. NCBI's taxonomy places the organism in Eukaryota, Metazoa, Arthropoda, Collembola, Entomobryomorpha, Isotomidae. The transcript has 7 exons. Gene Ontology annotation, biological process: regulation of transcription by RNA polymerase II. The coding region runs from base 487 to 2949 and encodes 820 amino acids. The record is from RefSeq and is a predicted model, not a curated record. Gene Ontology annotation, molecular function: RNA polymerase II cis-regulatory region sequence-specific DNA binding; DNA-binding transcription factor activity.
CCAAUCUGUGAUCUGUUGUUAAUACUUAAAUAACUUAAGCUACACACAUAAAUAUCACAUUUUCUCUAAAACAGAAUAAAUAUUACAAGUUUUUAAAACACAACGUGCAAGCCGCAUGCAUAAAGUUGAGACUUAAAGAAGUGAAAGGUGAUGCAUGUAUGUACAUAGUUUCCCUUUACUGGGUACACUUACAUAAGUCGUGGGUAUUUGAAUCAGGUGCACGUUUUCUUUCCAGACCCUUGAACUCAAAGAAAAUAAUUAAUCUGACAUUCAAAAGUGAUGCAAACUAUUUAAUACACAUUGAUUUGAACCAUAUUAAACCUGUGUGAGAAGAAAUUAGUAAAGUGCAUUUAAGAUUAGUAAAUAAAUAGUGCAUGCAUAAGUGACCGAAUAGAUAAUAGUGGCGGUUUUAAUAAGACUUAAUUUUCAAGCGAAAAUCAACCACAAAUUAAGUAAUUAGCAGUUAAAAAUUAGUUAUCUAAACUCAUGGCGUCGUCCCGCGCAUUGGAUUCACUUCCCUCUCUCGACAUCGCGCCGGUGGUCAGGAUAACACGCGACGCCGCCGUGGAAGCCGCUCUGGUCGCUCUUCAGACUGAAAAGGAGUCCAGCGCCGCUGUGACCUACGACCCGGGGUCAUGCUUCAUCUGUGGUGGUAAAGUAAAAAAGGGUCAGUUUGAGGUAGAAGAUGAACCUGACCUGGCCAAGCAGGUGGACCUCUUUAAGGUCAAACUACGCAAAGAAGAUCCUACCUGUGACGUGAGGAAGGAAAUGGUCCCUUGUUCAAAUUGUGUGGCCAUACUGGUUAAACAAGUCUGGGAAAUGGACAAGGUCAUUAAAUCAAUUAAUGGACAAAUAACCCAAAUGUUAAAGAGGUCACUGAAGCUGAUGGAUGAAACGAACCGUCGGAACAAGAAGAUUAUCCAGACAGCAGAACUUAACACUUCUCGCACUGGGGAUAAGGUGGAAUUAAUAGCUCCGCCGAAAUCUCAUCCAUCCACGGUCAGGUCUCCUCCUCCUCGGGUGAAAAUCCGUAAACCACGUGAUCUCGAAUCGAGAGACAGCUUUGAUUCUGAUGAGGAGAUCACCUUGACGCAUAAAUUACUGAUAAGGUCGCCGGGUUCAGAAAAAAUCGAGCCUCAAAGGAAGACCAUCACUCCAAAUAAAUCAUCGCACCACAAAAUACUGAAUGGCACCCCGACUGAUUCUCGAAAUCGUGGCGGAAAUAAUAAACGUAAACACAAAUUCGAAGAGGACGAUUAUGAUAAUGAGGACGAUCUGUUCGUUAGGCAUGUCAGACGAAAGAGUGGUGCAAAGCAGCAGGAUAAUCCACUUCAAACGGUUUCAGAGUCUGGUUUAAACCCCAGAAAUACUCCUCAUUCAAAUCGUGUCGAAAAUUCGGUACGACAGGAAGUCCAAGGUCAUAAGGAGACGGAAGUGAAAGGCCCCAAAACAAGUAAUGUGUCGAGAAUCUCCACGUUGCCAGACCCUUCACCAACAGGAAAUAAAGCUAUUGGGGUCAAUAGUAAAGCUACAUAUUUUCCAAUUUUCGAAAAUAUAAGACACCAGAGGACAAAAAAGUCUGAGGAGGAGACAACAAAAGCCAGAACUCGGGGCAGUCCAAGGGGGAAAGGUCCUGUUAAGGAAACUGCUUCAUUCAUUCCCCCAGUAGUAAAAUCGGGUCGAAAAACGAUGCAAAAUGUCGUGAAAGAGGAGACUCAAAUAGGAUCCAAUAAUGGGAAUGAGAUGACGUUUUCCUUUUCCCCUCAACCCUCGAGUAGGUCAAUCUCUGUUGAUAAUUCGUCAACUCGAGAUGAUAUUACAAUUAAAAUGGAGGAUUGUCAAUCUGACGAAAUACUUGAAGAAUUACUGCCACUGCAAAUGUCUGAUGGCAUCUACUCCUCCGAUAUUUUGCAAAACGAUGUCCCAGUGAGAGGAUCGUCGUUGUCAUCAACGUUGGAAAAAAUUAAGUAUGAAAUUCCGAAGAAGGGCGAAUUUCUUUUGAACCCAUUUAAGGAUUUGUCACACACAAGAGUGGACGGCUUCACAUUGACUACGGUACAAAAAAGCACAGAAAAAACUACUUCCAGGAACAAUUCAUUCUUAACUGAGACUGGUCGGAAAGAUGAAGUGAACAGCCAAAUCAUAAAAAUACCAGAACCUUAUCGAACCGAUAAUAAUUUUCGAGUGUCAUUUCAUGUCCCGAAGAUUUCAUUUUCUCAGUUUAAUGUCAAUAAUCAAGGACCAAUUCAAAUAGGAUUUUCACCUCUGCAUACCGGCCUUGACUUUGGAUUGGUGGAACAGUCACCGUGCUCACCACCAGCAGCUCCGCCAAUAAGACAACGAGCAUCAAUUUCGACAGUGGUCAUGUCUCCAAAACAAAAAUCUCUGGAUGUCGCCCCAAUUCAAAACCCUGCCAAUAAGAUAACUUCAUUCCGAUGUGAAAUAUGCAAGAAAUAUUUCCAGUCGCAAGCCAACUUGGAAAUACACGUGCAAACAGGGCAUGCGAAACCCGACGAAACUUUUGUGUGUCGGAAAUGCAAUAAAGAUUUCUACGAUCGCCGCAGUUUGGAGGAUCACAAACGGAUGAAGCACGACAAUGACGGAUUUGCUUGCUCGAUCUGCAACAAGGUCUUGGCGACACGAAGAAUUUGUGCGAUUCACGAAGUCACGGUGUGCAAUGUGUCACCGGAAAAUGAAAAGAUAACCAAACUUGGGCUGAAGUUUAAAUCGUGUGGGUUCUCUGGGUGCAAAAAGCUGUUUUAUCAGUGCAGCGAGACAGAGUUGGAAAGACACGAGGCCACGCAUAAGGUGAAACAGGGCCCGAUAAUUGGAUGGUCGUCGCUUGCUAAUCAAGAAUUUCCCUGUGCCAAAUGUGGAAAAAGAUUUGCACUCAAGUUCACACGUCAACGGCAUGAAAAGAGUUGCAACAAUAUAAUGGUGAUCGAUUAAUGGAACUGGAUUAUACAUUUACAUUUAUUUGAGGUUAUGACGAAAGAUUUACGGGAACGUUGCAAAAAUUAUUUUUAGGAUAAAAGUAGAAUUACUAGAAAUACAUAGCUAAGAUAUCUAGUUGAGUUUCUCAAAAUUUUUAGUUUUUAGAAAAAAAUGGUUGCGUCUACCUCAAUAAUUCUAUGAAUAAUUUCUUACUAAAUGGUAGCGCAUACAAAAAUGUGUUUACUUUUACUCGCAAAGAUCAUGUUAUUUUGCUUAAAAUUUGUGUAGUUUUAUAUUUUGUAUGAAAUGACAUACCACAUAUUUUGGAUCCACCAUAAAUCUAAUGUUUAGAAAAUUUGUGUAAAUAUUAGAAAACUUGGAAAAGUUGUAAAAUUGACAUGUUCAGAAGUUGAAAUGUAGAUAUUUAAUUUUAGGUAAUUGACAAUCAUAUCUAGUUAUACAAAGUUAAGUUAGUAUAUAUUUAUGACGUAUGCAUGCAAUGUACGCUUACGUUUUUAUGAAGAAGUGGGAUAAAUAUUUACCUAACUUUCAUCUUUCUAAGAGCUUACACAUUUAUUUACGUAUGACUUAGGAUUAGAAAUUAGACAAUAAAGCAAUGUUUAAGUAUGUAAUCUGUAUUGUGCAAAAAAUCCGGUUUGGACAAUAAAGAACUUUUUUUUAAAGAA